Molecule: messenger RNA, 6658 nt
Organism: Callithrix jacchus (white-tufted-ear marmoset)
Lineage: Eukaryota; Metazoa; Chordata; Mammalia; Primates; Cebidae
Gene: NUP214
Product: nucleoporin 214
Biological process (GO): protein import into nucleus; RNA export from nucleus
Cellular component (GO): nuclear pore
Molecular function (GO): structural constituent of nuclear pore; protein binding
Source: RefSeq, a predicted model, not a curated record
CUGACCAAGCUUAACGUCACCAAAGCGCGCCGGAAAUGUAGGGUCUGCUGCGCGCCACUGGCGCUGAGGGAAGUAAGUUUGCUGUGGAGCGAACUGGGUUCUGCGGACUAGGCCGUGGGAGGCAGCGUCGGCUGCUUCGACACACCGAGGGCGACACGAUGGGAGACGAGAUGGAUGCCAUGAUUCCCGAGCGGGAGAUGAAGGAUUUUCAGUUUAGAGCGCUCAAGAAGGUGAGAAUCUUUGACUCCCCUGAGGAAUUGCCUAAGGAACGCUCGAGUUUGCUUGCUGUGUCUAACAAAUAUGGUCUGGUCUUUGCUGGUGGAGCCAGUGGCUUGCAGAUUUUUCCUACUAAAAAUCUUCUUAUUCAAAAUAAACCGGGAGAUGAUCCCAAUAAAAUAGUUGAUAAAGUCCAAGGCUUGCUAGUUCCUAUGAAAUUCCCAAUCCAUCACCUGGCCUUGAGCUGUGAUAACCUCACACUCUCUGUGUGCAUGAUGUCCGGUGAAUAUGGUUCCAUUAUUGCUUUUUUUGAUGUUCGCACAUUCUCCAAUGAGGCUAAACAGCAGAAACGCCCAUUUGCCUAUCAUAAGCUUUUGAAAGAUGCAGGAGGCAUGGUGAUUGAUAUGAAGUGGAAUCCCACUGUCCCCUCCAUGGUGGCAGUUUGUCUGGCUGAUGGUAGUAUUGCUGUCCUGCAAGUCACAGAAACAGUGAAAGUGUGUGCAACACUUCCUUCUACAGUAGCAGUAACCUCUGUGUGCUGGAGCCCCAAAGGAAAGCAGCUGGCAGUGGGAAAACAGAAUGGAACUGUGGUCCAGUAUCUUCCUACUUUGCAGGAAAAAAAAGUCAUUCCUUGUCCUCCAUUUUAUGAGGCAGAUCAUCCUGUCAGAGUUCUGGAUGUGCUGUGGAUUGGUACAUAUGUCUUCACAAUAGUGUAUGCUGCUGCAGAUGGGACCCUGGAAACAUCUCCAGAUGUGGUUAUGGCUCUACUACCGAAAAAAGAAGAAAAGCACCCAGAGAUAUUUGUGAACUUUAUGGAGCCCUGCUAUGGCAGCUGCACGGAGAGACAGCAUCAUUACUACCUCAGUUACGUUGAGGAAUGGGAUUUAGUGCUGGCAGCAUCUGCAGCUUCAACAGAAGUUAGUAUCCUUGCUCGACAAAAUGAUCAGAUUAAUUGGGAAUCUUGGCUGCUGGAGGAUUCUAGUCGAGCCGAAUUGCCUGUGACAGAUAAGAGUGAUGACUCCUUGCCCAUGGGUGUUGCCAUAGACUAUACGAACCAAGUGGAAGUCACAAUCAGUGAUGAAAAGACUCUUCCUCCUGCUCCAGUUCUCAUGUUACUUUCAACAGAUGGUGUACUCUGUCCAUUUUAUAUGAUUAAUCAAAAUCCUGGGGUUAAGUCUCUCAUCAAAACACCAGAGCGACUCUCACUAGAAGGAGAGCGACAACCUAAGUCACCAGGAAGUACGCCCACUACCCCGACCUCCCCUCAAGCCCCACAGAAACUGGAUGCUUCUGCAGCUACAGCCCCUGCCUCUCUGCCACCAUCAUCACCUGCUGCUCCCCUUGCCACUUUUUCUUUGCUUCCUGCUGGUGGGGCUCCCACUGUGUUCUCCUUUGGUUCUUCAUCUUUGAAGUCAGCUGCUACAGUCACUGGGGAGCCCCCUUCAUAUUCCAGUGGCUCAGACAGCUCUAAAGCAGCCCUGGGCCCUGGCCCAUCAACUUUUUCUUUUGUUCCCCCUUCUAAAGCCUCCCUAGCCCUCACCCCUGCAGCGUCUCCCAUGGCUCCAUCAGCUGCUUCAUUCUCCUUUGGAUCAUCUGGUUUUAAGCCUACCCUGGAAAGCACACCAAUGCCAAGUGUGUCUGCUCCAAAUGUAGCAGUGAAGCCCUCCUUCUCACCCUCAGCAGUCAAAGUCAACCUUAGUGAAAAGUUUACUGCCACACCUUCCUCUGCUCCUGUUAGUAGCUCCCAGAGCACACCCUCGAUGCCGCCAUUCUCUUCUGCCUCCAAGCCAACUGCUUCUGGACCACUCAACCACCCCACGCCUCUCUCAGCAUCAUCCAGUUCCGUGUCAUUGAAGUCCUCAGUCUUGCCUUCAACAUCAGCAGGACGAUCUGCUCAGGGCAUUCCAAGCCCAGUGUCCUCAAUGGUACAGAAAUCGCCCAGGAUGGCCCCUCCAGUGGCAAAGUCAGGCUCUCCCCAGCCAAAGUCACUUCAGCCUGCUGUUGCAGAAAAGCAGGGACAUCAGUGGAAAGAUGCAGAUCCUGUGAUGGCUGGAAUUGGGGAGGAGAUUGCACACUUUCAGAAGGAGUUGGAAGAGUUAAAAGCCCGAACUUCCAAAGCCUGUUUCCAAGUGGGCACUUCUGAGGAGAUGAAGAUGCUGCGAACAGAAUCAGAUGACUUGUACACCUUUCUUUUGGAGAUUAAAGAGACCACAGAGUCGCUUCAUGGAGAUAUAAGUAGCCUGAAAACAACUUUACUUGAGGGCUUUGCUGGUGUUGAGGAAGCCAGAGAACAAAAUGAAAGAAAUCGUGACUCUGGAUAUCUCCAUUUGCUUUAUAAAAGACCACUGGAUCCCAAGAGCGAAGCUCAGCUUCAGGAAAUUCGGCGCCUUCAUCAGUAUGUAAAAUUUGCUGUCCAAGAUGUGAGUGAUGUUCUAGACUUGGAGUGGGAUCGGCAUCUGGAACAAAAGAAAAAACAAAGGCACCUACUUGUGCCAGAGCGAGAGACACUGUUUAACACCCUAGCCAACAACCGGGAAAUCAUCAAUCAACAGAGGAAGAGGCUGAAUCACCUUGUGGACAGUCUUCAGCAGCUCCGCCUUUACAACCAGACUUCCCCAUGGAGCUUGCCCUCGGCUGUGCCUUCCCAGAGCAGCAUUCAUAGUUUUGACAGUGACCUUGAAAGCCUGCGCAAUGCUUUGUUGAAAACCACCGUAGAAUCUCAUGCCAAAUCCUUGCCCAAAGUACCAGCUAAACUGUCCCCCAUGAAACAGGCACAACUGAGAAACUUCUUGGCCAAGAGGAAGACCCCACCAGUAAGAUCCACUGCUCCAGCCAGCCUGUCUCGAUCAGCCUUUCUGUCUCAGAGAUAUUAUGAAGACUUGGAUGAAGACAGCUCAACGUCAUCUGUCUCCCAGUCUCUGGAAAGUGAAGAUGCACGGACAUCCUGUAAAGAAGAGGAGGCAGUGGUCCAGGCCCCUCGGCAUGCCCCUGUGGUUCGCACUCCUUCCAUCCAGCCCAGUCUCUUGCCCCAGGCAGCACCUUUUGGUAAAUCUCACCUGGUUCAUGGUUCUUCACCUAGUGUGAUGGGAACUUCAAUGACUACAUCUACUAGCAAAAUUAUUCCUCAAGGGGCUGAUAGCACAAUGCUUGCCACGAAAACCGUGAAACAUGGUGCACCUAGUCCUUCCCACCCCAUCUCGGCUCCCCAGGCAGCUGCUGCGGCAGCACUCAGACGACAGAUGGCCAAUCAGACACCAGCUGUAAGCACUUUGACUGAAUCAACAUUGAAGAAUGUCCCUCAAGUGGUAAAUGUGCAGGAAUUGAAGAAUAACCCUGCAACUCCUUCCGCAGCGAUGGGUUCUUCAGUGCCCUACUCCACAGCCAAAACACCUCACCCAGUGUUGACCCCAGUGGCUGCUAACCAAGCCAAACAGGGGUCUCUAAUGAAUUCCCUAAAGCCAUCUGGGACUACACCAGCAUCCAGUCAGUUAUCAUCUGGUGACAAAGCUUCAGGGCCAGGGACAGCCAAGAUAGAAACAACCGUGACUUCGACCCCAUCUGCUUCUGGGCAGUUCAACAAGCCUUUCUCAUUUUCUCCAUCAGGGACUGGCUUUAAUUUUGGGAUAAUCACACCAACACCGUCUUCUAGUUUCACUGCUGCGCAAGGGGCAACACCCUCCACUAAAGAGUCAAGCCAGCUGGACACAUUCUCAUUUGGUGGGGGAAGCAAACCUUAUGAAGCCAUUCCUGAAAGCUCACCUUCCUCAGGAAUCACAUCAGCAUCAAACACCAUCCCAGGAGAACCUGCCCCAUCUAGUAGUAGAUCUGUGGCACCUUCUGGAAUUGCUCUUUCCACCACCUCUAGUAAACUGGAAACCCCACCGUCCAAGUUGGGAGAGCUUCUGUUUCCAAGUUCUUUGGCUGGAGAGACUCUGGGAAGUUUUUCAGGACUGCGGGUUGGUCAAGCAGAUGAUUCUACAAAGCCAACCAAUAAGGCUUCAUCCACAAGCCUAACUAGUACCCAGCCAAACAAGACGUCAGGCAUGCCUUCAGGGUUUAAUUUUACUGGCCCCUCAGUGUUAGGGAAGCUCUCAGAGCCCCCUGUGACCUCCUCUGCAACCACCACCACAGUAGCACCACCAGCAGCUACCAGCACGAGCACUUCCUCAACUGGCAUUUUUGGCAGUCUGCCAGUCACCAGUGCAGGAUCCUCUGGGGUAAUCAGUUUUGGUGGGACAUCUCUAAGUGGUGGCAAGACUAGUUUUUCAUUUGGAAGCCAGCAGACCAAUAGCACAGUGCCCCCAUCUGCCCCACUGUCAACUACAGCUGCCACUCCCCUUCCAACAUCAUUUCCCACAUUGUCAUUCAGUAGCCUCCUGAGUUCAGCAACUACUCCCUCCCUGCCUAUGUCCUCUGGCAGAAGCACAGAAGAGGCCACUUUAUCAGCUUUGCCUGAGAAGCCAAGUGACAGUGAGGUGUCAGCAUCAACAGCCUCACUUCUAGAGGAGCAGCAGUCAGCCCAGCUUCCCCAGGCUCCUCUGCAAACUUCCGACUCUAUUAAAAAAGAACCUGUUCUUGCCCAGCCUGCAGUCAGCAACUCUGGCACUGCAGCAUCUAGUACCGGUCUUGUAGCCCCUGCAGAGGCUACUCCAGCCACCACUGGGGGCCCUGAUGUCAGGACGGAGUCAGUACCACCUGCCUCCACCUUUUCCGUGCCUGGGCAGACUACUGUCACAGCAGCUGCUAUCUCAAGUGCAGGCCCUGUGGCUGUAGAAACAUCAAGUGCCCCCAUAGCCUCCAGCACCACACCCAUUGUUGCUCCGGGUCCAGCUGCAGAGGCAGCGGCGUUUGGUACUGUCACUUCUGGCUCAUCAGUCUUUGCUCAGCCCCCUGCUGCCAGUUCUAGCUCAGCUUUCAGCCAGCUCACCAACAACACAGCCACUGCCCCCUCUGCCACGCCCGUGUUUGGUCAGGUGGCAGCCAGCACUGCACCCAGCCUGUUUGGGCAGCAGACGGGAAGUGUAGUCAGCACAGCGGCUGCCACACCACAGGUCAGCAGCUCAGGGUUUAGCAGUCCAGCUUUUGGCACAUCAGCCCCAGGGGUCUUUGGACAGACAACUUUCGGGCAGGCCCCAGCCUUUGGGCAGUCAGCGAGCAGCGCUGCAAGUGGCUUUUCCUUCAGUCAACCUGGGUUCAGUUCUGUGCCUGCCUUUGGUCAGCCUGCUUCCUCUACCCCCACAUCCACCAGUGGAAGUGUCUUUGGUGCCUCCUCAAGUACCAGUAGCUCCAGUUCCUUUUCAUUUGGACAGUCAUCUACCAAUACAGGAGGGGGGCUGUUUGGCCAAAGCAACCCUCCUGCUUUUGGGCAGAGUCCUGGCUUUGGACAAGGAGGCUCUGUAUUUGGUGGUACCUCAGCUGCCACCACAACAGCAGCAUCCUCUGGGUUCAGCUUUUGUCAAGCUUCAGGUUUUGGAUCUAGUAAUACGGGUUCUGUGUUUGGUCAAGCAGCCAGUACUGGUGGAACAGUCUUCGGCCAGCAGUCAUCCUCUUCCAGUGGUAGCGUGUUUGGGUCUGGAAACACUGGAAGAGGAGGAGGCUUCUUCAGUGGCCUUGGAGGGAAACCCAGUCAGGAUGCAGCCAACAAAAACCCAUUCAGCUCAGCCAGUGGGGGCUUUGGAUCCACAGCUACUGCAAAUACCUCUAAUCUAUUUGGAAACAGUGGGGCCAAGACAUUUGGUGGAUUUGCCAGCUCAUCAUUCGGAGAGCAGAAACCCACUGGUACUUUCAGCUCUGGAGGAGGAAGUGUGGCAUCCCAAGGCUUUGGGUUUUCCUCUCCAAACAAAACAGGUGGCUUCGGUGCUGCUCCAGUGUUUGGCAGCCCUCCUACUUUUGGGGGAUCCCCUGGGUUUGGAGGGGUGCCAGCAUUCGGUUCAGCCCCAGCCUUUACAAGCCCUCUGGGCUCGACGGGAGGCAAAGUAUUCGGAGAGGGCACUGCAGCUGCCAGCACAGGAGGAUUCGGGUUUGGGAGCAGCAGCAACACUACAUCCUUCGGCACGCUCGCGAGUCAGAAUGCCCCCACUUUCGGAUCACUGUCCCAGCAGACUUCUGGUUUUGGGACCCAGAGUGGCGGAUUCUCUGGUUUUGGAUCAGGCACAGGAGGAUUCAGCUUUGGAUCCAGUAACUCGUCUGUCCAGGGAUUUGGUGGCUGGCGAAGCUGAGGGGGUAUCAGCAGGCCUUUCAAUCCCUGGGACCAACUGCAUCCUCAGCUUCUUCACCGAGAAAUGCUGGAGCAAGCUGUUCGGAUGGAUAUUGCCAUCAAAACAUACACACCCAGAAAGAAACAACAGAAACCAAAACUCAAGAGAUGCACAGUUACUCGUUUUAUAUUUCAUGUUGGAUUCCCCACCCCACUAUUAAACUGUUGGUCUGUUUCCGUACAGAA